GUGUGCUUUCUUUUGAAAAUGCUGUUCCUGCUUCCGCUGUGCAUUUUUAAGGUUUUUCCUGUAUAGCACUUUUUCCUUCCAAAAUGGACGAGAAUAAAAAGGUGUUUUACAGCUACGUUGACAACAUGCACAGGAAAAACGAGGAGAUACACAAAAUAAUGGACAUGAAGGAGAAAAUCAAAAAGGAGGAGCAAAAAAAAAUAGAGGAGUCCCAGAGAAUUAUCAAAAAUAACCAAGUUUCCAUAGACACCGUUGAUGAUGCACAUAAAGCUAAGGAGCUGACUUGUGUAAAUUUAAAAAAGGAAAUAUCCAUCCAGAAAAGGAAGCUGCAAAUUUUGAAUACCCUCUUGGGAGAAUUGCCCGAUGUUAUCCAGGGAGAGGAGGGAAAAUACAGCGAAUUUAAGAAGAAGUCCCGCAAGGAGAUAGGCGAACUGAUGAAGACCCUGGAGUCGCCACUUUACACGAGCAGCGCCGAUGACAUUUGGGACAAAAUAAAGGAAUGUCAAUCCAACACCGAUCAGCUAAAUAGUGCAAUAUACCAGGCGCACGACGAAUUGGCACUCCUAAAAACGGAGUAUAAUAGUUCCAAGGAGAAAUUCAGAGACCUCGUCGAGGUAGAGCGGAACAAAAAUAAGAAGCUAAAAAAAAUAUCAGCCACACUGCAGUUCAUUCAAAAUUUAAAAAAAGGCACAAAUGGAAAAUCAAACGACGAAGGAGAUUUAAAAAAAAGGUUAGAAGAAAUAAACGAUUUGUACAGGUAACUUUGUAUGACUUCUUCACCCCUUACGUGAGUGUUACGUAGAACUCUGGGGACUCUGCCCCGACUUCCCUUCCCCCUGCUUGGAUUUUUUUAAGUCCCUUUUAUAAUUCUUUCGCAAAGACCUUU
Plasmodium cynomolgi strain B is the source of this 886-nucleotide messenger RNA. RefSeq lists its product as hypothetical. The transcript has 4 exons. The coding region runs from base 84 to 761 and encodes 225 amino acids. NCBI's taxonomy places the organism in Eukaryota, Apicomplexa, Aconoidasida, Haemosporida, Plasmodiidae. The record is from RefSeq and is a predicted model, not a curated record.